Messenger RNA from Penicillium cataractarum, 909 nucleotides. RefSeq names its product 3-hydroxyacyl-CoA dehydrogenase family protein. Gene Ontology annotation, molecular function: oxidoreductase activity, acting on the CH-OH group of donors, NAD or NADP as acceptor; NAD+ binding. The transcript is spliced from 6 exons. Gene Ontology annotation, biological process: fatty acid metabolic process. The record is from RefSeq and is a predicted model, not a curated record. The coding region runs from base 1 to 909 and encodes 302 amino acids. Lineage: Eukaryota; Fungi; Ascomycota; Eurotiomycetes; Eurotiales; Aspergillaceae.
AUGACGAUUAACACCACUCAAGGGCCCAGCGGGUCUGUGGUCAUUAUCGGCGCUGGAACCCAAGGACGACGACUCGCAUUCAUGUGGUCCGGAAGAGGCGGCUCUGUUUGUCUCGUCGAUCUUCAGAAGCAACAAUUGCAAGAUGGUCUGAGCUAUGUCAACCAGCUUCGCAACGCAGCAGUCGAUCAUGACAAAAAUUGGGGAGAGGUUACAGUUGCCCAUCCAGACUCUUUGGAAUCAGCUCUUCGAGAUGCAUGGUUGGUUGUAGAGUGCGUGCCGGAGAACUGGGCAUUGAAGCAGAAGGUCAUCACUCAGCUUGAUGAUCUGGCUCCUGCACAUACCAUCAUUGCUUCCAACUCAAGCAGCUAUGGAAUUUCCGAGAUUAUCGAGGGCCUAAAUCUGAAGCACAAAAACAGGAUAUUGAGUGCACACUGCUACUGGCCUCCAGAGACAUCAGCAAUCGAAAUCAUGGGACAUCAAGAUACUGAUCCCGCCGCUAUUUCCCUUUUGUUGGAUCAAUGCAGAGCCCAUGGCUUCUCACCCUUCCACGUUAAGAAAGACUCCAUUGGCUACAUUUACAACAGGAUUUGGGCCGCUAUCAAGCGCGAAACACUACUAGCACUCUCCGAGGGUGUUUGCACACCUCGAGAGAUUGACGCAAUUUUCAGGGAUGUUCUCAAGACACCCAAAGGGCCAUGUGAACAGAUGGAUGUGGUCGGCCUCGACGUGGUGUUGGACAUUGAAAACCACUAUGCAGACUCCCGAGCCGGUAUUCCUGUCGAGCCGAGAGAGUACCUUCAGAAUAUGAUUCAGAGCGGGCGCCUGGGUGUUAAGAACGGGGAAGGGUUCUAUAACUACGGUAAAGAGACGACCGAUAACAGCAAUGUGAUGAGCACGCCGAAUUUGUAG